Messenger RNA from Annulohypoxylon truncatum, 2814 nucleotides. Its product is annotated as beta-lactamase-like protein. Gene Ontology annotation, cellular component: mitochondrion. Gene Ontology annotation, molecular function: 3'-tRNA processing endoribonuclease activity. The record is from RefSeq and is a predicted model, not a curated record. Bases 1 to 2814 code for a protein of 937 amino acids. Gene Ontology annotation, biological process: mitochondrial tRNA 3'-end processing. Lineage: Eukaryota; Fungi; Ascomycota; Sordariomycetes; Xylariales; Hypoxylaceae. The transcript has 2 exons.
AUGACAUACAGGUUUUACUGCAACAGCGACUUGACGGGAACGGACCAAGCGUCGUUGGUGACGAACUCACUCGACGAAUGCGUCACGUUAUGCGACUCAUUAAACUGGACGGAGAACCGCAGAGACGUCGGCUCCGUCUGGAAUGAGAAAGAGCAGCAGUGUCCAUUGUCGGCCGAGCUUGCAGCCCAAGCAUACGGAAACAGGAUGUUGAACUUCAUCCAGAUCGUUACGAUUCCCACCGCCGAUACCCGUGGUAACUGCUUUUUGCUUCACUUCGAUAACAAGCGCUAUGUCUUUGGCAAUAUCUCCGAAGGCACCCAGCGCGCAUUCGUUCAGCGAAGUAUCGGUAUACAAAAGGUCGAAGACGUUUUCUUGACCGGCGUGGUUAAUUGGCAGAAUGCCGGUGGUCUCCUUGGUGUCAUCCUAACCAUUGCCGACACUCUUGCUGGAAAGGUCGAAAAUCUACGAGCAAAUCUAGAGGAGAAGAAGAAGAGAGGCGUAAAGGUUCACAGUAACGACGCCGAAUCGAAUGACGCCGAAUCGAAUCUCAAUGCGACACCGAGACUUAGAAUCCAUGGAGGGAAGAACAUGGCCCAGCUGUUAGCCACUGCUCGACGGUUCGUCUUUCGGAAGGGUCUUCCUUUAACCGCUCAUGAGAUUCGCGAUGAUCCUCGCCCUGCCAAACAACAGUCUUCCGAACCUGAUUGGCAAGAUGUCAACAUCAGAGUAUGGUAUAUGCCCAUCCAAUCGGCAGCAGCGCCAUCAAACAACCCUAGGAAAAGAUCUCUCGAAGAGUUCAUAGGGGAUUCUGAUGUCGAUGGGCAACAUGAACCAUUGUCGGACAAGGAAGGUGAUCUGAAGUUGGUCAAAACCAUCCUCAACAUGAUGUUUGACUCUGGCUGGAAGAUGGACGCGCUGCAUGAGACAACCUUACAUCAAGUAAAGCUGCCAGCAAAAAUAUUCGUCCGAGACAAAAACGGCCAUAUCCAAGUGUAUAAAGGUCCCAUGCCGGAAGAUGGCGAGGAAGUGGCAGAUAUUCCCGUGCUAACACGCGAACCAUGGCCCGGAGCUACGGUUCAGUCACUGCCCCGUACAGAACCUUCGAAUCAGUCUAUGUGCUAUAUAGUCAAGAACCAUGAUCGACGAGGGAAGUUCAAUGUCAAAGCAGCUGAAGAGUACGGCGUACCCAAGAUAAACUUCAAGAAUCUUACGAGAGGCGAGAAGGUUGAGGGCAAGGACGGAAUGGUAGUCACCCCUGAAAUGGUUUUAGGAGAGACUGUCCCCGGUAGCGGGUUUGCUAUCAUUAAUCUUCCAGAUUCAUCUUACAUCGAUCCACUUGUGUAUCGUACCGAGUGGUCGGAUGAUAAUAUAAUGAAAGGGGUCUAUGUCAUCUUCUGGCAGUUGGGUCGUGGAGUUGGGAAUGAGCCUCGAUUGCAAGAAUUCAUGCAAAAGAUGUCCAAGGUAAAGCAUAUUGUCUCCUCGGUAGAUGCCUGUCCGAAUAGGAUCUCGUUAGAGUCGGUGGCAGCCCAAGCUUUCAAACUGCGGUGUAUUGACCCUGACCGGUUCCACUUACCAACAUACAACAACCGACUCUCGAUCUCGAACACUCCAAUAGCAGACAUCUCUUACACCCCUUCUGUCUACGAGGGUGGCAAGGUUGGGAAAAUGGUCCAAUUUUCGCCCUAUUAUCUACAUCAGGAUGACAAAGUUGUCCCGUUCCCGGACAUCGAAAAAAUGGUUCGGGAAAGCCAAGGGCUAAAUAAUCAGGUAUUAGAAAUGGCCGUCCAAGCAAGAGCGAAAGUUUCGGAUCCCGAGUUCCUUGCCAAGAUCGAGAAAGUAGAAUCGGACAUUCCCAAUCGAGAUGCGGAGGUAAUCACUCUGGGGACCGGCUCUGCUUUACCGUCCAAGUACCGUAAUGUCUCAGCCACCCUGGUCUGCGUUCCGGGUUACGGGAAUUACCUGUUCGACUGUGGCGAAAACACGCUUGGUCAACUGAGCCGAGUGUUUGGUGACGGAUUGCCUGAAAUAUUACGCGACCUGAAGUGCAUAUGGAUCAGCCAUCUGCACGCGGAUCACCACCUAGGCACCGCGUCUGUUAUUCGAGCGUGGCACGAAGAGACGAGCAAAUCGAAUCCCUCGGCAAAGCUCUUCAUCGCGUCUCACCAUAACAUGAUAGAGUGGCUACGGGAAUACGCUGAUAUCGAGAACUAUGGCUUUGACCGUCUUGUGGCCACUCCGGUCAUACAUAUAAAAAAUAAUAGUAUGGGACAAAUCUGUCAGCCACGCGUAUUUUCCGAAGAUGAAACAGCCAUGUUCGGCUUGGAACGAAUCGAUUCCUGUUUCGUGCAACACUGUUUCGGGGCACUCGCAACGGUCUUCACUUUCCCGUCUGGCUUCAAGAUCGCGUAUUCCGGCGAUUGUAGGCCAAGCGAAGACUUCGUCGAGAUCGGAAAGGGCGCCACGUUGCUGAUCCACGAGAGCACGUUCGAGGACGAGCUACUGGGCGAUGCCAUUGCAAAGAAGCACUCGACCAUGUCCGAGGCUAUCGACGUCGGCCGGCGCAUGGGGGCGAGGAGGAUUUUGCUGACGCAUUUCUCUCAGAGAUACCAGAAGAUACCGACGAUGGAGGAAAACUUCGAGAUCAGGCCCGACGCUAAAGACGACGAGAAGGCGCAGCUAGACGAGGUGAUAUUAGUUGCGUUCGACUACAUGCGCGUUAAGCUUGGGGAUUUCAGAAAGGCGCAGGCUUUCCUGCCAGCAUUGCAGAAACUCUUCGAGGAAGUGGAGACUGAUGAAUUGGAGAUUGAUGAAUGA